AGACGCGGAGCCUUUUGGGGAAUGAAGUCUUUUACAAAAAAUUUGCCGCUCAGCUGGAUCCUGGCCCUCGCAUUUUGGCAGACAAGAGGCUUUCUCAGAGACAAGAACCUAGAUGCGAAGCCCGAGUUUGAGGGUGUGACCUUCGGAUGCGCGGCGAGCCCUUGAGGAUCUCAGACUGGAAAGUGUACUGCAAACUCUCGAAAUCCUCGCGCGCUUCGCGUGCGGCCAUAGCCUGCCUGGGGUGGGCCCAAUAUUCCUGACCCUAGCUUACGAACCCUGGGACAAGGCGGAGCCAGGAUAUGGGGGCGUCUUGAGGCCCAGCUACCGGACUUGGGGGUACACUGAGGAACGGUGUUGAGGAGGGUGUCUACGGUUCAGAGGUCAGAGGUCAGUGCAGCGAGCGAUGUGAGGGGUCGAAAGUCAGGGGGGUGCCAAGGGGAGACCAAGACAGGGACCGAGCACUCAGGAGACAGAUCUGUGAGUAAGGCGCUUGGAGGUGGGAGAAGCCGGGAGGGCAAGAGGGCGGCCGGAGUGCGCGGGCGAGAAGAGACGGGGGAAAGGAAUUCCCUGAAUAUCCAUUCCCUGAGUUCAGGCCGUCGCUGUCGUUCACCUCGCCCGGCCUUCAUCAGUUGCAAGCGCAGCUCGGUGAGGAGAUGGCUUCUCCCUCUAGACAGCCGCCCCUCGGGGGAUCAGGGCUGCUUCAGGGGAGCCGGGCUCGUUCUUAUGGAAGCCUGGUGCAAUCAGCCUGCUCCCCUGUGAGGGAAAGACGCCUGGAACAUCAGCUGAAGCCUGGAGACACCCUGGCUGGGCUAGCGCUCAAAUACGGAGUGACGAUGGAACAGAUUAAGCGUGCAAACCGCCUUUAUACUAAUGACUCCAUCUUCCUGAAGAAAACCCUCUACAUCCCCAUCCUGACAGAGCCCAGAGACCUGUUCAAUGGUUUGGAUUCUGAAGAAGAGAAAGAUGGAGAGGAAGAGAUGCACCCACGUAAGGAUGAAGCACGGCCACACUCAGCUGAGAGGGGCAAACAAGAGAUGGGUUCAGAACGUGCCAAAGGUGACAGCGUCCCUCCCACACCUGACCAGGACCCCCCCGGGCCCACCCAUGACCUCUCUGCCUCAGAUUUCCUUAAGAAGCUUGACUCACAGAUCAGCCUGUCAAAGAAGGUCGCCGCACAGAAGCUGAGCAAAGGAGAAAGUGGGGUACCCAGGGAGGACACAUGUCUCCACCUGAGCUCCCCUCGGACCCAGCAACGAGCAGUCCUAGGUCCUGUACCGCUGACUCGGACCUCUCGAACACGGACACUACGGGACCAGGAGGAUGAAAUCUUCAAACUCUGAUGCCCCCUGAAUUGACUGAGAGAAGCAGAAUUUGGAAGGAGCAACUUGAGGGAGAGAGGAGCCUGAGGUGAGGCUCAAGAACAUGGCUUCCAGCCUGCCUCCCUCUACUCCAGCCGUCUCCCCCAGCCUCCUGUCCAUCACAAACUAGAGUGCAUUUGUGGGGGGCAAAAGUAGGAGAUGAGAACCAGACCCCUUCCCAGUUGUUAGCUGAAUCUGGAGUCCUUCAGAUUCAGAUGGCUUUUUUUUACAUCCCUGCUGCCUUUCUUAUCUUUUUCACCAUUUUCUGUCCUUAGAGCAGGGAAACAGAGACUCCCCUUGAACUUCCCAGCUCCAGCUAUGUUACCUAAUUUAUUUGGUGCUAUACUGAGUAAUAUUUAUUUGCUAUGUCUAACUACUUCCUACUUAUAGCUGAAAAUGGGAUUUCCGUAACCUGGAAUGCUGAGCCAGUGGCUGCUGGUUUGUCACCUUCCCCAGCUCCUUUCUGAGCAUGUUACUGAGGACAGGGAAUCGAGAUCUGGUGUCACGCCGAGGAUGGCAAGGUCAAGGAUUUGGGCUCAGUCUUGACUAACCAUUUAUCUAUAACUUUUCCACAACUCUUGCUCUGAGAAAGAACAGCAAAGUAGGAACCCAACCUUUCCAUUCCACCAAUUCACCUUCUAACCCGUCCUCUGCUCUGCCUGCAGUGGGGCUGAGGGGUGCAAGGAGAUUCCUUUGGGGCUCAAAGAGGAGGUGGCUUGGGAGUCUCCUAGUUGCACACCCUCCCCACCAGAGCCUGUCUAUGCCUUGCUCCUCACUGUAUGUUUAUUUGCAAUUUAUAGCACUGAUCUGCAGUACAGUUUGUUGUUUCUCAAACAGAGAAGUAGGCAAGGGAUCCUCAAUGUACUGGAAAUAUGCCUCGGUCUCCUGUGUGGAAGUGGUGACAGGUGAGAUAAGUGGUGUCUAUAUACCUCCUUUCCUCUGUGAUGACCCUAAGGUGUAGAAGCUGGAGAGAUUAAACACUGAGCCUGUGCA
Messenger RNA from Chinchilla lanigera (long-tailed chinchilla), 2351 nucleotides. RefSeq names its product LysM, putative peptidoglycan-binding, domain containing 1 (gene Lysmd1). The record is from RefSeq and is a predicted model, not a curated record. NCBI's taxonomy places the organism in Eukaryota, Metazoa, Chordata, Mammalia, Rodentia, Chinchillidae. The coding region runs from base 654 to 1340 and encodes 228 amino acids. The transcript has 3 exons.